UUACCAUUCAGCAAGAUAUAUUAGUGACCAUGAAGUUUGGUCAUACUCCGUAGUUUUUUCCUGAUUGCUUCAUUUUUAAGGGACAUCAGUGUGAGGCCCAUGGAUCUUGAUCCUCAUUUUACUGGUAACAUCCUAACAUUGAACUUGCUCUCUUUACCAAUUACCAACUGUUCUGCAGAUACUACGGAGUUUUUUUUUUGCAUUUGGCAUAAAAGGAACAUUAUGUGAUUUGAAGAAAGUUGAGUACUGUUGUAAAAAGUGCUAUGCGGUAAUCUGUGGCUGAACACCUAACGGGGGAUUACUCAGAUUAGGUGAAUACUUGGGGCUGGGGACUUUAUACGACAAUUCUCCUGCUCAUAAAUUGAUAAGAACUAUUCCAUAUAGAUAUUAAAAGAGGGACCAGAAAUGUUUGAAAUGAAAUACAGAUAAAUGCAAUAUUGGAAAAUAGGAGUGCUCAGCAGUUCAGCACCUCGUUCGCAGAAUCGCCGUUCAGUACCUCGUUCGCACUUAGCAGUUCAGCAGUCAGCACUCAGCACUUCGUUCGCAGUUCACCAUUUCACUACUCCCUGCCGACUCUCCGUCUCCUUCGCAGAUUCUUCGUUCGCAGAAUCGCAGUCUUCCCUUUCGCAGAGUCUUCGCGCAGAGGAUGUUGGCAGCCCGCAAGGAUAGGUAUGUUUCAAAGACUUGGACACUCUUUCGGAUUCAUCACCAAACCUAUUUAACUAGUAGGAAUUACAAUCAUAAGUCAUUGAGUGGUAUUGAAGUAAACAGUGAAGAGAUUGUAACUAAACUCCAUUCUUGCACUGAGUUCUAUACUGCAAAAUGCCUUCACGCCCUUCUUAUCGUAUUUGGAGAGGUUCAGAGUGUUCAUGCUGGCACUAAACUUAUAAAUGUUUAUGCACGCCUGCGGAAUAUUUCUCUUUCUCGUAGUAGUUUCGAUCAGAUUGGGAAGAAAAAUACCUACACUUGGAACUCAAUGAUAUCCGCAUAUAUUCACAAUGGCAGACUACAUGAAGCUCUACGCUGUGUAUAUCAAAUGUUGUCAUCUCAUGAUGCUCGGCCUGACUUUUAUACUUUUCCACCUAUUUUAAAAACCUGCCACAAUGUAUUUGAUGGGAUGAGGAUUCACUGCUGGGUUUCAAAACUAGGUCUGGAAUGGGAUGUAUUUAUAGCUGCCUCUUUGGUGCAUAUGUACUGUCGUUUUGGAUUUUGUGAUGGUGCUCUCAUGAUUUUUAAUGAUAUGCCCUUCAGGGAUAUGGGCUGUUGGAAUGCUGUGAUUUCUGGGUUCUGUCAAAAUGGGAAUGCUGAAGGUGCACUGUGUAUCAUAGAUAAGAUGAGAUCGGUUGGCAUUAAAAUGGAUGGAAUGACUGUAGCAAGUAUUCUUCCCAUUUGUGUUCAAAAGAAUGAUAUCCUACGUGGGGUGCUAAUUCAUUUAUAUGCCUUAAAACACGGGCUAGAGUGGGGGGACAUAUUUGUUUCAAAUGCACUGAUAAACAUGUAUGCCAAAUUCGGCGAGUUGGGGCAUGCGGAGAAGCUCUUUAAUCAAAUGGUGGUUCGAGAUUUAAUCACUUGGAACUCAAUGGUCUCUGCAUAUGACCAAAACAAUCAACCCAAUAAAGCACUCAAGUGCUUUUCAGAGAUGCAGCUAAGUGGAUUCGAACCUGAUUCGUUAACACUAAUGACCUUAGCUUCUAGUAUUGCCCAGACUAAAAAAAUUGAGCACAGCACAACCAUUCAUGGGUUCAUCCUAAGGAGAUGUUGGAUACUUGAAGAUGUUGUGCUAGGUAAUGCAAUAGUGGACAUGUAUGCCAAAAUGGGUUACAUUGACUAUGCACGUGAGGUUUUCUAUAAUCUCCCUUGUAAAGAUGUGGUUUCUUGGAACACUAUGAUCACAGGCUAUGCGCAGAAUGGCCUUGCAAGUGAGGCCAUUGAAGCGUACUCCUUGAUGAAGGAGUGUGAGGGAAUAACACCCGAUCGAGGAACGUGGGUCAGCAUUUUGCCGGCUUAUUCCCAUGUAGGGUCAUUGAGAGAAGGGAUGAAGACUCACGGACAGGUAUUCAAGGUAUGUCUCCACUUAGAUGUCUUUGUGGGUACUUGCCUGAUUGACCUCUAUGGCAAAUGUGGGAGACUUGGAGAAGCUAUGUCUUUGUUUUAUGAAAUUCCCAGGGAUAAUUCGAUCCCUUGGAAUGCCAUGAUAUCUUGUCAAGGAGUUAACGGGCAUGGUCUAGCUUCUCUUUCACUAUUUAGAGAUAUGUUGGAUGAUGGGGUUAAACCAGAUAGUGUAACAUUCUUAUCAAUUUUUUCUGCCUGCAGCCAUUCUGGUCUGGUUGAUGAGGGAAAACGGUACUUUGAUUUGAUGCAGCAAAAGUUUGGGAUAAAACCCAGUCUAAGGCACUAUGGGUGUUUGGUUGAUUUAUUUGCUAGGGCUGGUCAACUAGAAAUGGCAUAUGAUUUCAUUACAAAGAUGCCUUUACAGCCAGAUGCUUCGGUUUGGGGCGCUCUUCUCAGCGCUUGUAGAGUUUAUGGAAAUGUUGAGUUGGGUAAGUUGGCCUCUGAUAACUUAUUUUCGGUCAACUCAGAAGAUAUUGGGUACUAUGUUUUGUUAUCAAACAUUUAUGCAAAUUCAGGAAAAUGGGAAUGUGUGGAUGAUGUGAGAUCAUUAGCAAGAGAUAGGGGAUUAAGGAAGACACCAGGGUGGAGCUCUAUUGAAAUAAGGAAUAAGAUUGAGGUUUUCUAUACAGGUGGUAACCAGUCUCAUCCGCAGUAUAAGAAAAUAUAUGAGGAGCUGGGAAUUUUAACUGCUAAAGUGAAAACCCUUGGCUAUACUCCAGACUUCAGUUUUGUGUUGCAAGACGUUGAGGAUGAUGAGAAGGAACAGAUUCUUGCAAGUCACAGUGAAAGGUUUGCAGUCGUGUAUGGACUUCUCAAUACUCCUCCUAAAAGUUCAGUAUGUAUUUUCAAGAAUUUACGCAUAUGUGGUGACUGCCAUAAUGUCAUCAAGUUUAUGUCAAUGGUGACUGAGAGAGAAAUUGUGGUGAGAGACUCCAAUCGCUUUCACCAUUUCAAGGAUGGGAUUUGUUCUUGUGGGGAUCAUUGGUGACUGUACACCUUGAUUAUGAAUUUAGAAGGUCCACUGAAGGAUUCAUCCAUUCCUCUAUAACCUCUGUGUAAAGAUAUCACACUUUCUUGUUUUGAGAUGUUAAAUCCAGGCUACAGCUGGCGGAUCAGGACUUAGAAAGACAAAUGGGUGCAGACACAGUGCAUGUGGUAAGGAAAGCUACACAACCAAAAAUUCCACUGAUUGUUUUUCUUCUCCAGGAGGAGAGAGUGUUCAAGGCAGGAAUGCAGGAUAUAUUCUUUGUAUACUUGUGAUGCAAGAGGAUUUUGCUAAGGGGUCAUAGAUAGCAGCAACAGCAAAGAAGUGGAAGUUGUUCGAAGGAACUAGCAGAGAUCUGAGAAGAACUAUUCUGCGCGAAGAAAGAAAUAAAUCUCCUUACAAAGCAAAUAUCUGAGGGCAGUGAAUAUCUGUGCGAUGCUCAAACAUUAAUGACUAACUUACUCAGGGAUAAGGAACGAUGGAAGAUUGGGGGCUGUUUUGGGAAAAAAUGCGCGAAGAUACCAGGCGUUUGUGCGAAAGGAUACGCAAAAUAAGCCCGCAAAGAAACAAUCGGCACUCGCAGAAAGAGUCGCGAACUAAUUCGCACUCGCAGGAGUUGCAGAAAGAGUCGCGAACUGUUUCGCACUCGCGAAAGAAGCCGCACGAAGAAGUGGGGAAGCUCGCGGAAAAGGAUAAGCGAGGAAAAAUGGAGAAAGAGAAACGCUCAACCCUAGAAAAGGAAAAGCGCUCAAACAUGGAGAAGGAGAAGAGCUCAAAACCAGAGAAAGAGAAGUCCUCAAACCUGGAGAAGGGGAAGCCCAAGCCGUGACAAAAAUGUCGUAGGCGAGGACGGUCAAGGACUGUGCGUCGCUGCUUGAAUUCGAAAAGGAAAUACCCUUCUCAGUCACAAGAUACUUCUUCCGGUCCUCUGGUUUUGACUAGAGCAGACAAGUCCAGUUCGAAAUCUUUAUUUGAAUUUCCAGAGUCGCAGCAGAAUUUGGUUAUUCAGCAGCACACCUAUGGAGAAGAGGAAUUCAGUGAUAAACUAUCAGUUACUCUUGAACCUGAAGAUGGAACAGUUGUUGGAUUCUCCAGAAGUAAGAUGUUUUCCAAAUACGAUCUUGACCAGUCAGGCCUUGAAACCAAUAGGUUCAAGCUUCUUUAGGUAUGCGAUAUUUCUUCUCAUCUUGCACAGAAGAGGAACUGGCCAAAUGUCUGCAAGACUGAUAUGAUGUAUCGCCAUUCAUCAAACUUUGUGUUGGAAGGAUUGAACAUCGUUUCUAUUGUUGAUUUGGUUCUCCAACCAUGUCCUUUGGGAACUUCUGAAAAUGGGUUACUUAAAAUCGAGGACAUAGUUUUAGGGAAUUCAUGCUUGGAACGAAAGAGAUCUAGUCCAGUGGUUCUUAAGGAUCGGGUUCAUCUUUUUUCUUGGGAAUCAUAUGCCAUUAUUCAAAUUGGGGUAGUGAUUUCACAUGGAGGUCCUCUAAAUUGGAGGGAGGGUGUGAGCAGAGGAAGGCUUGCUAUUGCUGACAAAGGGGCUGAAAUAGCAGUACCUAAUCAGAAAUUGAUUGCUGAGAAGCAUCUUAUCACCAUGUUUCAAGCAAUACUAUUCCCCAGUUGUUUCCUUUGUUCUUGUGAAUCUGAAGGGAAGGGAUCCAAGUACCCUUGAUUCCUCCACCAAUUUGUGGGUUGGUUUUUUAACAGGAGCACUCAGAAUUUCAGAUUCUUUAAAUGAGAAAACAGUGGAAAAUUUUGUGGAACAACAUAAUGAAGCAAAUGAAAAGGUGAAAUUAGAACAGGGUUGGAAAAUGGCCAUGUCGUAUAAUGGUGAUAGAUCUGUCUACGUGCAAGAAAACCAAUUUUGGAACUUUUACAUGGGAGAUGAGCUUUCAUGUUCUUUAGUUAUGAGAACUGCAGCUGGAAUUAUGCAUCUCAUUACUUGCUUGCUAAAACCUUUGAGGUUUUCCUUGUCAAAUGAGGUAAGUAAAGAAUUAAAAGAGGAAGAAGUUGAAAGGUAUGUAAAGGAGCUUGCAUCCAAUACAGUAUUGGUAUCAGAGACUGGAAAAUAUGAGGAGCUGCAGAAAAGUGAAGAAAUAUUUUUACUAUCAAGUGCUGGAAAGAGACUGAAUUGAAUGAAUCUUCACUGCUGAUUUCUUCUGCUACUGAAAGUUCUGAGAUCUUAAAAGAUCUCGUACGAAAGUCCCUAGUCCAUCAACCAGUCAAGUAUUGGGAAGGGAGAGGCACAAGGAUGAAGAGGAAGCAGAAGAUCUUGGCUGCUUCCUAUCGCCCACCUUGAGGGCAAGGUGGAUGUUUAGGGGGGGAGAUAUGUUAGGGACCCGGUAGAAUAAGAGUAAAUAAGAAAUGUAAUAGAUAGAGUAGUUGAUAAGGAUGUACAAUAAUACAGAAGAUUAUAGAAGAAGAUUCAAGAAAACUAACUGCAAUUUUAUUAGAGAAGAAGAACAGUAAUCGUAACAAAUGGCCGAAGCCCCCAGUUGAGCCGAAGCCCCCCAAAGAAAGAGAAUAGUUCUCGAUCUCCCAAAGUCCCAAAGUCAAAGUCUAAAAACAGCCUCCUAAAUCUCCCCUGCUAUCUUCUAUUUAUACUAAACUAAUACACUUUAUUCUUAUUAAUACUCUAAUAGGCCCGGUCUUUUAUUCUUAGUAUCUAUAGGCCCGGUCCCUAACAAUACUCCCCCCUUAAACAUCCACCUUGCCCUCAAGGUGGGUGAUAGGACAUAGCCACCAAUUUCUUCUUUUCUUUCAUCCUAGCACCCCUCCCUCUCCAAUACAGAUUUGUCUUCUGGAUCUUUUGCUUUACUACUUCCAUCUUCCACUCUAUGUAAUUCAUAGCAUAGUUCCACAGAGGCCAGAAAAUUUGAUCCAAAACUUUGAUUCCUGCAGAUUUUUGGAAGACCCAGGUGCGGCCUGCUGCAAUAUAGGGGACAACUACUUCAUGCUUUUGAUCAGUAUGAACAUAUCUUCCUUCAACAUCCUGUUCACUUGAUGAUUCAUCUCCUUGUAAAAUCACCUUCUGCCCUUGUACUUCCCAUUUUAAGGUCUGACUUUGGAAGUUAAUCUUCGUGUCUCCCAAUCUUGUUAGCCAGUCCAUUCCCAAGACUAAAUCCAUGCUCCCCAGCUCCAAUAAGUAAUAAGUUUGGUGAAUACUAAUUCCUUGCACAUUCAGAUCUACAUCUGCACACCUGCCACAGAUUUGAAUACAUUCUCCAUUCCCUAACUGCACCCUAUUUCCCUGAAAAGGAGUAUAAGGAAUCCUCCACUUUUCCACCAAGCUUAGUGACAUAAAAUUGUGUGUAGCACCUCCAUCAAUGAGUACAUUUACUGUGUUUUCACCUUCAUGCCAUCUCAGUUUACCUGUCACCUUAAAUGUUUUCACAGGGGUUUUGUCUAUCUCAUCACUUAAAAAAAACUGCAUGGUCUUCAAUUCUAGAGGUGUGGUCUUAUCCCUGCUAGAUUCCAGUAAUUCAACUUCAGAAUCAGCUUCACCCUCUGAAUUCUCCACUAGGAUCAUUUUAUAGUUCCUCAUCUUGCAGACAUGUCCUCUUCCCCAAUUUUCACCACAUUUAAAACAGAGUCCUUUCUUGCUUCUGUUUAAUAGUUCUUCUUGGGAUAGUCUGGGACUUGCCUCAUUAGAUACGCAUCUUGGACUUUCUUUCCUGCUUUCAUCUCCCCAUUUCUGGCCUGAAGAUUUGAUGAUAGGAGUAUUCUGCCAUUUCCUCCUUCCUUCAUCCUUAUUUUUCACAAAGAAGGUUUCAGAAUUCUUGUUCUCAAUCGCGGAUGCAGUAUCCAUAACUUCUGCCAGCGUCCUAGUUCGAUGUAACUUCAAUUCUGCUCUUAUAUCUCUUUUCAACCCCUUAAGAAAGGCUCCUCUCAAGACUUCUUCAGUUAAGUGGCCUUGUGAAGCGAUAGCCUUUUCAAAUUUAUUUCGGUAUUCCUGAAUUGUGUCCUUCUGCUUCAGGCUAAACAGAGGCCCUAGUGGAUCCUGUACCAUAUCAGGUUGAAAUCGCUUGGUCAAAGCUUGAGUAAAAGAGUCCCAGUUUUGAUGCGUAGCCUGUCUCUCCCACCAUUGAAACCAGCUGAGAGCUUGGUCCUCCAUGGCUACUACAGCGACAUCAAUUUUCUGUUCCUCUUCAGUUUGAUUCAAGCGAAAAUAUCGGUUCAUUCUAACCAACCAUCCAGAAGCAUCUUCUCCAUUAAAAAUAGGUAAGUCGAUCUUUCUACCUGUAUGAUGAAGAUGACGUUCCCUGUGAUAAUGGCGGUGUUGAUGUCGACGUGGAGGAGAAUAGUCGGAAUUGUUUUCCGAUCCCUCUGAACUUGCCGAUUGUCGCGAACGAUGAUGGUGAGGUGAUCGAUGAUGGUGAGAAGUGUGAUGCGAUGUAGAUGUGUGAUGCGAGGCAGAUGAUCGAUGCGAGGCAGAUGAUCGAUGCAACCUACUUCUUGAUCGAUCCGUUUUUUGAUUUUUUAACUCGGCAAAUCCAGCUUGCAUCAUCGCCAGCAAUUCUUCGUACUUCGUAUCCAUCUUCGCACCUAAUUCCCGCUGACCUCGCUCGACGUUCUGUUCCAUUUCUGCCAUCCUGCCUUCCAUUUCCUUCCUCGUGCCAACCAUUCACAACUACAACCAGUCUCUGAUACCAAUGAUAAGGAUGUACAAUAAUACAGAAGAUUAUAGAAGAAGAUUCAAGAAAACUAACUGCAAUUUUAUUAGAGAAGAAGAACAGUAAUCGUAACAAAUGGCCGAAGCCCCCAGUUGAGCCGAAGCCCCCCAAAGAAAGAGAAUAGUUCUCGAUCUCCCAAAGUCCCAAAGUCAAAGUCUAAAAACAGCCUCCUAAAUCUCCCCUGCUAUCUUCUAUUUAUACUAAACUAAUACACUUUAUUCUUAUUAAUACUCUAAUAGGCCCGGUCUUUUAUUCUUAGUAUCUAUAGGCCCGGUCCCUAACAGUAGUAUAAAUAGAAGGGGAGUGGGCAAUAAAGAGUAGGCUUUUGGACUCUUUGUCUUGGGAAGACUGAGACUAAUAAUCUCUUUCUUUGGGAGCUUCCGCUUUUGGGGGCUUCGGCCAUAGUUUCUUGUUACAUGUACUUAAUCAAUAAAGUUGCAGAUUGUUAGUUUGAUACUUUCAGAGAUUUAAUUGUAUAUUUGAGCUAGUUCUAACAAAACCACAUUCAUUGUAAGCAUAUAUAUUAAAAUACUAUAGGACCUAUUAAAAUUCAAUUGUUGUAAACUCCCGUUGUGGACAGGAGAAUGCCUUUUUUGAAGAACUCUUCCAAGGAAAAUUCCAUUCUAGUGUCCUAGUAUUUACGUAGUAUAUCAUCAACAUUAUCAUCAUCAUUACCUUAGUGCCAUAAAGGCUUCCACCUGCGGUUGAGUAAGGGAAGUCAGAUGUACGCAACCUUACCUUUGUACUAAAAGUACAGAGAGAUUUUUUCCGGACAACCCAUAGUGAAAAUCACUUCGGAAGAAAUUGUAUGGACUGAUGGCUGCUUCAUAACAAAGAAGUUCAAACAAUAUUGUGAGUCAUUUUGAUUUAUUCCAUCAUAUUCCCAAGCAAAAAAUAGUGGGUCUUUGUCUCCAUUGCAUAAGACAGAUAGUGUUAUCUAUCUAUUUACACAUAUUCUUUAUACCACGUAUUAGAUUUUUAACUAAAUGUAUGGCUUGGAAUUUACACAUAUAUGCUUAGUAGUUUGGUUGGUCGUGUAAUUCCCUUGUAGCAAGAACAAUUUUAUGGCGUAGAGAUGUCUCUGUUUGAAUAUAUUGCGGAGUACUAAACUUUUGUUAACUGGUAUUUCUUCAUGUCUGGAAUGAACGUAGGUGCCUAUUAGAAUUAGAUAUAUUAUAUUAUAUUAUAUUAUAAUAUAUUAUAUUAUAUUAUAUUUUGUACUCAUAUGUAACAUUAUUGAAUUAGCUAAAUUAUUUUAUAGUUUCAUACUUUCAUUAUUACAUUUGCUGAGCUGUAACUCCUAUAUAUACAUGCAUGACAUGUCAUUUAAAGAUAUACAAAUAUAGAAAAAUUCCCAUUGUUGCUUCUCUAAAAGUUGAUAGUGCCUUUUAUUAAUAAAUGAAAUAAAAUAUGAAAAAAAUAGAAUAAACACCACUCAAAUAAGAAAUUCACAUUAAUUUAACACAAGGAUAUCCACAAAUGCUCCUAAUGCAAGUGUUAGCUACCCAAACAUAACAGUCCAAGUGGCCCUGAUCUGGUUCAUAUCUCAGAGAAGACAGAAUUCUCAUACUUGUGAAGAGUGGGGGGGAAAUCUCAAAGUGUUCCUCACAGCAGAGAAGAUUUUGACAUGUAUAUAUGAAAUGCACUGUAUUUAUAAUAGAGCAUGUAUAAUAUUUCUUGGGGUAUUACUGUAUUAGUAUUUCCCUAUUGAAACUCAUAUGCCAAUUGUAUUUCCCAAAAUCAUAAUGUCAUUGGUGACUCAAGCGAGAGCGUAAUAUAUUGUGGCUCGGUGGUCAAGGUUGUAAUUACGGUUUAUUCUUCAUUUGGAACUAUUCUUUUCUCUUUUGUAUUAUUGAGAGUGUAAGGAUUUAUCUAAUCAAACCAAGCCGGCUUAGUUUCUAUGUUUUGUUGCAAGCCAAAACGUCCUAUGUGGUGCAGCCUUGCCCAGCCUUGCUGUGCACCGGUUUUGGAG
Messenger RNA from Cuscuta europaea, 9739 nucleotides. NCBI's taxonomy places the organism in Eukaryota, Viridiplantae, Streptophyta, Magnoliopsida, Solanales, Convolvulaceae. The record is from the annotation of a GenBank genome assembly.